GGUGUCAUCUCACAUUCUCUGCUCCCUCUCUCUCUCUCUCUCUCUCUCUCAGCAUCGUUCUCUUUCUUCCUGCGAUGACCAGAGAUCCAUGUAGCUCGAUCCCUUGAGGUUCGUAUUCUAGGGUUUCUUCCAUUUCAGAACGCCGGAAUGGAGGACAGCUUCUUCGAUCUGAUGGAUUUCUUGAAGAAGCCAACGGUGGUGGAAACAUUCGUCGACAUUUUGCUCUGUGCAGUCCCCAUUUGGCUCGCCGUGAUGAUUGGCCUGUUCAUCGGAUGGUCCUGGCGCCCUCGAUGGACCGGUCUGCUGUACCUUGGCCUCCGCAGCAGGAUCAGAUUCCUCUGGACGCUCCCGCCGGGGCUCGGCGCUCGCCGCCUUUGGUUUGCGUUCACGGCCUUAUCGGUGUUCUCCGUUGGCCGCAGGCUUUGGUUCAAUUGCAGAGAAAAGGUGAAGCAGUCGCCCGGUGCGAGCCCAGAGUCGUCGGCGACGGACGCGUCGGCGGAAGGAAGUGGCAGUGACAUCAGCCCCAGCAGUGGAACUGCAGAGAGAGAGCAGGAUCUUGUCGCAGCGAAUGAUUUAGAGCACCUAUGGCGUCUUAUUGAAGGGAAGGUUGGGGAGAUGACAUGGCAAAAUAUGAUGGAGCGCACCACCCCAAACUUUUCGUAUCAAGCUUGGCGACAUGAACCUGAGAUUGGUCCCACGGUGUACCGCAGUAGAACUGUCUUUGAGGAUGUAAGUCCAGAGUUGGUUAGAGAUUUCUUUUGGGAUGAUGAGUUUCGACCUAAGUGGGAUCCUAUGCUUGCAUACUUUAAAAUUUUGGAGGAAUGCCCUCAUACAGGGACAAUGAUUGUCCACUGGAUAAGAAAGUUUCCUUUUUUCUGCAGUGAUCGGGAAUAUAUUAUUGGUCGAAGAAUAUGGGAGGCUGGAAAGACAUACUAUUGUGUCACAAAGGGGGUGCCGUAUCCAGGUAUGCACAAGAGGGCCAAGCCAAGGCGUGUGGAGCUCUAUUUCUCAAGCUGGAGUAUCAAGGCAGUGGAAUCUCGCAAGGGGGAUGGGCAGUUGUCGGCAUGCGAGGUGAACCUCGUACAUUAUGAAGACAUGGGUAUUCCGAAGGAUGUGGCCAAGUUGGGUGUGCGGCACGGGAUGUGGGGAACUGUCAAGAAAUUGCACUCUGGGUUGAGAGCAUAUGAGAAUGCUAGGAAAUUGGAAGCAACAGUGUCUAGAUGUGCCCUGAUGGCAAGUAUUACCACGAAGAUAUCUUUUGAUGGGAGUGCAGAUUCAUCAGAGCUAGUGUUUGGUGAGGAAGAAAAAGGUCAAGCUGUGGAUAUUAGGAAAGAGAAGGUGCAGGGAAUUGAUUGGAAAUGGGUGGCUAUAGGGGGAACCGUGGCAUUGGUCUGUGGACUACAUACAGGUGUGAUUGGCAAAGCUUUGUUGCUGGGAGCAGGCCAAAGACUUGCGCGGAGAUGAAGGCGAAGCUCGAAGGCUAGACCUGACAAUGGCUGACCGAUCACUGCCGAGUCAAAAAUGUCUGUAAGUACGAUGGUCCCAUCACACCCUGGUCUGAACUGUCAAGUGGACGUCUACAACUCUACACUGAAAGCCACAUCGACUAUCUAUCUCUCACCCCCUCUACUUGCAGGGGUAGUUAGCACAAGUUUAAACUGUAAUAAUUUGAACUAUAUAGUUACAGUACCAUGCUCUGGAAACUAAAUUGAACUAUCAUUCGAGUUUUGAUAAUAUAUAAUACAUGAUAAUAUACCGUUUAACGUAAA
Molecule: messenger RNA, 1769 nt
Organism: Malania oleifera
Lineage: Eukaryota; Viridiplantae; Streptophyta; Magnoliopsida; Santalales; Ximeniaceae
Exons: 7
Coding region: 148-1464 (438 amino acids)
Molecular function (GO): lipid binding
Source: RefSeq, a predicted model, not a curated record